GGCCCACCUGCGGCUGGUCAGACCGCAGCGGGUUCCUGUCUUCUAGGAGGCUGGUGACCGAUGAGGAGGAGCGGAGCUACUGAACCAACUUAUCCAGCCUUUGUUUUUACCUCCUCAUAUCCACAGAAACACCUUGCGGGUCCCCCCUCCUCCCUUUCCUCCUCCCCCCUCCGCUCCAAGAUGAUUUUGAAGGAAGAUGCGCCUCUCUCAGGUCCUCAUUGACCUUCGGAUCUCAGCCGCAGCAGCAGCGGCGCCGCUGCCGCUACCUCCUCCUAAAAACACCCGUUUUUAGCGGACUUCCUCUCAGAUUCUUUGAUUUUUUUCGCCCCCUCCUCACCAACCAAGGCAGAGGCAGAUGCUCGCUGCUCUGUCCUCCCGGCUGCUUGUACUAUGGUGGAGUUCCCAUCCCUCAGUGCUUACUGGCCUCUCCUCCGCUUCUUGGUGCCUCUGGCUAUCACCAAUGUUGCCAUCGACCUCGGGGAACAGGCUCUCAACAGGGGCAUAGCCACCGUCAAGGAGGACACGGUGGAGAUGCUGGCCAGCUAUGGCUUGGCUUACUCCCUGAUGAAGUUCUUCACUGGUCCCAUGAGCGACUUCAAGAACGUGGGCUUGGUGUUUGUUAACAGCAGGCGCGACCGGAGGAAGGCUGUGCUCUGCAUGCUGAUAGCCGGAGUCAUCGCUUUCACCCUCCACAUCUUGAUAGCUUACACAGAUUUGGGAUAUUACAUUAUCAAUAAACUCCACCAUGUGGAUGAACCUGUUGGGAAAAAGACAAGAAAGGCGUUCUUAUACCUCGCUGCAUUCCCUUUGCUGGAUGCAAUGGCAUGGAUCCAUGCAGGCAUCCUCCUUAAGCACAAAUACAGCGUCAUUGUGGGCUCUGCCUCCAUCUCUGAUGUUGUGGCUCAGAUUGUGUUCGUGGCUAUUUUCCUGCACAGUAACUUGGAAUGUGUGGAGCCGCUGCUCAUUCCGAUCCUUUCACUCUACAUGGGUGCUAUGGUCCGCUUCAGCAUCGUCGGUAUCGGCUACUACUGCAACAUUCAUGACAUCAUCCCAGAGUCCAGCGGGCUCGACGUUGGGGGUGACUCUACAAUCAAAAAGAUGCUGAGCUUCUGGUGGCCUCUGGCCCUCAUCCUGGCCACGCAGCGCAUCAGUCGACCCAUCGUCAAUCUCUUUGUGUCCCGAGACCUCAAGGGGUCCGAAGAUGCCACGAAGGCCGUGGCCGUGCUCACAGCCACAUACCCUGUAGGUCACAUGCCCUACGGCUGGUUAACCGAGCUUAGAGCAGUUUACCCUGCCUUUGACAAGAACAAUCCAAGCAACAAGAUGAACGCCGGCAGCCCGGUGAACAAGACGCACAUUAAAAAGUUUACCUUCUGCUGUUUGGCCCUGUCGCUCACGCUUUGUUUCGUGCUGUUCUGGAGCCCACAUGUGUCUGAGAAGAUCCUGGUGGACAUCAUCGGAGUGGAGUACACCUUCGCUGCGCUCUGCGUGGUGCCGCUGCGGAUCUUCUCCUUCUUCCCGUUGCCUGUGACUGUCCGGGCUCAUCUGACUGGAUGGCUUAUGACCCUGAAAAAGACCUUCGUCCUGGCGCCAAGUUCGGUUCUCCGUAUCGUUGUCCUGAUCAUCAGCCUGGUUGUGCUGCCUUAUAUGGGGGUCCACGGGGCCACGCUUGGCGUCGGGUCCCUGUUAGCCGGUUUCAUCGGGGAGUCAGCGAUGGUUGCCAUAGCAGCCUGCUAUGUUUACAGACAGCAGAGGAAUAGCGAGAUGUCCAACGAGCUAGUGGUGGAGGCUGACGACUCCGCUCCCAUGAGCCAAGUGAGCUCCCCUAACCAGAUGGACGCCAUCGAAGAACUUCAGGAGGAAGAGGACGCGGAGCAGGAGUGAGCUCCUGCAGCACAGGAAGAGGACCUUGAACUUUGAAGACGGACAGCUCGGCAUUGAGCUGUAGACUAGAAAAGGGUCUGGUUGCAGACUUCCAUGUCUGGACCUGCACACUUUAAAAAAAA
Cyprinodon tularosa is the source of this 2006-nucleotide messenger RNA. RefSeq names its product ANKH inorganic pyrophosphate transport regulator a (gene ankha). The transcript is spliced from 12 exons. Gene Ontology annotation, cellular component: membrane. Gene Ontology annotation, molecular function: phosphate transmembrane transporter activity. Lineage: Eukaryota; Metazoa; Chordata; Actinopteri; Cyprinodontiformes; Cyprinodontidae. The record is from RefSeq and is a predicted model, not a curated record. The coding region runs from base 391 to 1884 and encodes 497 amino acids. Gene Ontology annotation, biological process: phosphate ion transmembrane transport.